This is a messenger RNA of Macaca mulatta (Rhesus monkey), 2617 nucleotides long. NCBI's taxonomy places the organism in Eukaryota, Metazoa, Chordata, Mammalia, Primates, Cercopithecidae. The record is from RefSeq and is a predicted model, not a curated record.
UCCUGCAGGCUGCGGGGCGCGGUGUUUACCCGCAGUGCAUGGUGGGGCGGUCUCCUCCGGCAACCUCGGCCCAACGGCCGGCCAGAGGCUGUGCCGAGGUGGCACAGCGACAGCAGCAUGAACUGGACCCUCGCAUCGUCCGUGCCUCAGUCGAGUCCCGACUACUACGAGAGGCUGGGCCAACUCCAGCAUGGGCUGCGGGACAGGUUGCAGUGCAGGAGGGAAUUAACUCAGGAACAGCCAUGUCAAGAGGAUUGUAUCAACCAGCAACAAUCUUUAUGGGCCGCCAAAUGUCAGCCGUCUCAAGCAUGGGAGAUUUCAGUACAGAGCACAAAUCUCCCCAACCAACAAAGAACUUUUCAAUUCCUGACCCACAUUCACACCGACAGACAGCCCAGAGAAGUAAUGUGACAGACAGCUGUGUAGUACAAACUAGUAAUGACACACAGUGCUUAAAUAAGUCUGACAACAUAGAUGGAAAGGCAUCUCUUCAGAUUGGUGAGAAAACGCCAGUCACAGCCAGUGUAUUGUCUGAGGAGGAACAAACUCAUUGCUUGGAGAUAGGAAGUAACACACGUCAUGGCAAGAGUAAUUUAUCUGAAGGCAAAAAGUCUGCUGAACUCAAUUCCCCGUUACAGGAAAGAUUAAGUCCAGAGAAGAGAACCACUGGUUUAAAGUGUGACAGUUCCAGCAGAUCAGAGGGAUCAGAGGGAGAAAUACUGACACGGGAACAUAUUGAAGUUGAGGAAAAAAGAGCCAGCCCGCCAGUCUCUCCGAUAUCAGUUUCGGAAUACUGUGAAUCUGAAAAUAAGUGGUCUCAAGAGAAGCAUUCUCCUUGGCAAGGUGUUUCAGGUCAUCUUGCUCACGGGGACCCAAAGUCACAAAAGCCCUUCAGAAAAAAGCAGGAAGAGGAGGAGGAGGAAAGUUGGAGCACCAGCAGUGACCUCACUGUUUCAAUAAGUGAAGAUGACCUGUUUUUAAAGAGCCCAGAACCACAGCCAAAUCCAGGUGGCAAGGUGGAGGGAGAAGAUGGAAUAGAGGCCUUAAAAUUAAUCCAUGCUGAGCAAGAAAGAGAUGCCCUAUCCACUGAAAAAAAUAAUUGUAUUUUGCAAACCCUAAGCUCUCCUGAUUCAGAAAAGGAAUCCUCCACUCACGCACUAACUAGAGAACCUGGACAAGCACCAGACUCAGGCGUACCGAGGGCACUGGUGGGUCAGCAUGUUGCCACCUUGAAAGAACAUGAUAAUUCUCUCAAAGAAGAGGCAACAGCAUUAUUGAGAAAAGCCCCUACAGAAGAGUGUGGCCAUAGGUCAGCUAUUCACAGUAGUGAAUCAUCUUGCAGCUUGCCGUCUAUUCUGAAUGACAAUAGUGGAAUAAAGGAAGCCAAAUCUGCUGUAUGGCUCAACAACGUUCCUACAAGGGAACAAGAAGUUUCAAAUGGCUGUGGAGACAAGAGCAAGAAAGAAAACAUGGCUGCAGAUAUCCCAAUCACAGAAACAGAAGCCUACCAGUUGCUGAAGAAGGCUACCCUUCAGGAUAAUACAAAUCAAACUGAAAACAGGUUUCAAAAGGCAGAUGCUUCUGUGUCACACUUGUCAGGUUUGAAUAUUGGCAGCGGUGUAUUCGAGACAAAGACAGCUAACAAAAUUGCGUCGGAAGCUAGUUUUUCAUCUAGUGAAGGAAGUCCUUUGUCAAGAAAACCUCUGCCUUACAAGACGAAAACUUUACUUCUACACUCUCAGCAAAGAUUCAGCAGUUAGAUUCCGAGCACAUAAGACCACAUGGUGACCGUAUCCCAUGGCCUACAAACAUGACUCUUUGAUUUCUUUUACUUUCUGAAAUGCAGUUUUGCAGUUCUGUUUUUCUUUCAUCUACUCUAGUAGCCAAAGUAGUUGGCUCUGUCCAGCACACCAUAGAAAGUUCUCAGGCUUCUCCAUCAGCCUUGCCUUAGCUUUACAUAUUAGGCAUGACCUAGAGAAAAAAAAUGUUGACCCUAAGAAUUCUGUAUAAUAAAACAUCAACUAUGAAUUGCAGGGUCACAUUGACUUUCAGAGAUUUUCCCAAAAGGAAAAAUAAUUGCCCCUUAGAUAUGAGAGUGGAGAACAAAACACUGAAAAGCACGCUCUGCCCGUCUCCGUGGGUAGACCAUGCACCACGCACAUUUAGCUCUGAAACAUGUUUCCUGUGAGAAAACCAGUAACACAGACAAUUAAGAACCAUUACACAAUUAAUUCACAUUUCACUGGGAUGUUUACUGGCUCCCUGUGGCUUAAAUGUUCUCAAAGCCACACUGUGUAACCACAGGACAAACAGAAAAAGCAAGUUCAAGUGGCCUCAUAGAGACAUGGCUUCAGGAAAUCAUUUUUUCCUAGAGUGCCACAUGCAGAAGCGAGGUCCCUGAAAUGCUCAGUGGGUCACCUCCGUGGUGGGACUGAGCGUUGCUGGCUGAUUGCUUUUGAUGAGUUAAGUGACAACUAACACACACACGCAUAGAUGGUUCUCAUGUUGUUUGUGUUUACAGCCUUGUGCAUGACUUUUUCCUUUUUUUUUUUUCCCCCUUUAGCUUUUCUGGGUUUUUAUUUUUGUUUUUUCUUUGCCACCAGGGAAGCCAAAGAAA